AUGGCAAGUGAUCUUUUUCUCCAACUUCGUCUCACCGCCGGUGUAGACAAGGGUGUCUGGUUCUUUUUCACCGCCGGGAAUUCGAAGGCGAGCGCGCGCAGCGGAUCUCGGCUCCGCAACCGGGCGCGAACCGUCCUCGGCGUCGACGGCAGGAAGAAGGGGGCGUGGCACACGGAGGGUGGGAAGAAGCCAGUGCCCGGAACCGCUGGUGGGUACUUUCAAAAGAUGUCGUACGAGGAGGUGACGCCGUCGGGGUCGGUCGUCAAGCCAGGAUGGCUGAUGGUCGAGUACGCCAUCGAGGAAGAGCACGGCGGUGGCGCCAUGGUCCUGUGCAAGGUCUACAAGUCACCGCGAGGCCCUGGAUCGGACGUGUCGUCGUCGCGCAAGAGGAAGGCGGCGUGCGUCGUCGAACAGCCCGUCGUGGAACAGAUGCAGCGGCCAUGCAAGCGAACGAACGAGGAGCACAUGUUUUUGGUUGGCAACCUGCUGCACAAGGACCUCACAGCGACAAACUACUACACGGCGGCGCCGGCGUACCAAGAAACAGAGCACGUGUUGGGAAGCGGCGAGUCUGCGGCGUCGGCGGACCAAUGCACACGGAAGACAGAUCAGCUGCCCGAUGAAGGCCAACCGCGGAUCCAAGAAGAUGCCAGGGACGAGCUUACGCGAUUUUGGGAGUCGUUGGCGACUUGUCACGACGAGACGGCCCUAGACUACCCUGUCCAAAAAGACCAGCCGGUUGCUCCAUGCUCUCCUCAGACGGAGGACGAAGACGACGUGAUGGAGAUAAGCUUCGAGGAGUUCAAGGGUUCUUCAUCGCUCAUUGCGGUGCCGCGGCCAUGCGCUGCUCAGCCGGAAGACGCCGCCGUCUCAUGCAUCCAGAUGUCAGAACAGAAAGUUCUACAGGCAGACGACGGCGACGAGAUCGAGUUCACCUUUGAAGAGUUGAUGACGGGCUCUUCAACGCCCGGUGGUUAUAGCACCAUGUCAAGCCCACGGACACUCACUGAUGAUGAUGAAGACGACGACGAUAUGCGCGGACUGGCGUGUCCACCGAUGGAUUACGCUAUCUUGGAGGCCCUCAUGGAGCUUGGUCCUGCUAUCAUGGAAGAGGACUUCAUCUGCGAUCUCUAG
Miscanthus lutarioriparius is the source of this 1134-nucleotide messenger RNA. NCBI's taxonomy places the organism in Eukaryota, Viridiplantae, Streptophyta, Magnoliopsida, Poales, Poaceae. The record is from the annotation of a GenBank genome assembly.